AUGGCGUUGGUGUCUGCGAACCCAUCUAGUAGUCACCCCGACCUGCACACUGUACAUGCGCGUCUAAAGCACAUUCACACCGCUCUGGCGUCCUACCAGCCCAUCCACGCCGAACCUCCUGUCAUCGACUCAACUACUGAUCAAGAAUCCACAAACCAAGGCCAAUCGACGACAAAGGAGGGAGUUCCAGGACUGAGAUUCCUGCGUGAAGAAGUCAAGAGAGAUCUGGAUGUCUUGACCAAAUUCCUUGCGGGGGAAGACGCACGGCAUCAGCCUCCACUAUCAACCAACGCACCCUAUCUUAUUGCCGUGUGGAACGAGCUACUCACAGCACGUCCCGUUGUGCAAUCUGUGUAUAAGAACUUCUUUCCUAGCGAUCCUCAUCAAGAUGAUAAGAACAACAAGUCUUCCAGGGCUGAGAGGAGGAAGCAACGCGGAACAUGGACUGGAGUGAAGGUAGACAUCGUCGCCGACAGUGGCAAGGAGUGGAUACGGGUCAACACUAUCAAGAAUGCACGCAUCCUAGUCGAGUUCCGCGAACAGGAUUCCUAUCUCACCAGCUCGGAGUCGGAGAGCGACGAUGAGCCACGUAACUCGGUCCAUCGCGCCAACGGACUUCGCCCUCCAGCCCUCGACAACUCCGUGCUUAAGAUGGCUCGUGCUCUCCUUGCAGCUGCCCAGGAUAACCCCGUGCCUGGGACUGGUGGAACACCUAGGGUGACUCUCCGCCUCACGCGACUCAGCCCCGAGCCCGCGCCAGGCAGCGGUGAAGCUACGGAUCCACGAAUAGGGAAAACCAUUGAGACAUUGCAAGAGAUGGGUAUCAAUGUGUUACUCGGCGAGGGAUCAGGCCCCGAUGACUCUUCGUUGGCACCGCAUUCCGAGCCGGUAGCUUCUUCUAUGACACGCGAAGUCACUCCUCGGCCUACGCGUUGCAUCAACCUCGACCUUUCCUUUGUCAUUGCGCUCAUCUCCGACAUCACCCACUCCCCCGUGCCAUCUACGGAAGAAGAAGCACAAGAGCGUUAUGUCCCGUCCCAGCGGUAUCGCGACUGGAAAAUCAAACGUCUCCAACAACUCAGCACUACCAGUGACCCCACCCAUAGCACUGAUAGCUUAGUGAACGAUGAGUCUUCGCAGCAACGUUGGAACGGCGAUGACACGACUAUCCACUCCCGCGCCCUCGCAGCACAGGCAGUCCAAGAGAUUUACCGUGGGCUCUUGCAAGAUGUGCAGGAGCGGCUUUCCAGUAUCUAUCCCGGCCUUGACAGUGUUGAGUUCUGGAUGACCUGGGAGGCACGCCGGAGGUGUCUUCAGAUCGUCGGUAAAAUCGGCGGGUUGCGGGAGAGACUGCGUGCUGCAGCGCUUUUUCCGCCCUCGAGCAACGUAGGUGAUGAAGGGGAUACAGGUGUGCCCGUCGACGACGAGCUCAUGAAGCAGUACUGGGCUACUUCGCGAUAUGCGCAAGGGUUACUGCCUAUCUUGCCCAUUCGGUUCUUCCCGAGUGCGCUCCCUCCUGAAGUGAACUCAGCAGACGACAGUGCACAGACCCCACCACCAUUCUUUCGCGCCCUCGAAAACACAUGCCGCACUCUCCUUGCACCCGACGAAGUCCUCGCCCUCGGCUCUACCGAUCCUCCACUCCCCUCAGCGUCCUCCCCUCCAUACUCGGAGGACGCAGCUCCACCAGCCGUCAACACCGACAACGCCCAAGAAGAACCAGGAGAAAUACCUGCAGCAGCCGUCCUGCGCUCCUGCCCGCGGCUGACCGUGCACACCGUGCAGAGCCUCCUCUGGGGCGCGGCGCGCGGCUGGACGACGCUGACGACGAACCGCUCGAGCGUGCGCACGGUCCUCCGCGAGGUGCGCCGCGCGACGGGAGACUCGUGGUUCAGCUACCAUAGCGAGCCGCCCGCUCGCGGGCCGCUGGAUGGCUCGACGAGCGCUGCAGACGCUGCGAUCUGGAUUGCGGACCCGCGCAGUCUCGCAGAGGGGAUGCGGUCGGAUGCGGGUGACUUCAACGGUGAAGUCGACGUAGAAGCGUGAUGCACGGGGGAGAGGCGGGAGGAUAGUUAGGUUAUCGAGUACCAUUCGAUGUGUAUACCCAUGUGUACAAGAAAGAAUGCUAUGUGCAAUUCUAGAGGUAGCAACAAGCAAAGGAUCAAAUGUAUACGUAGGACCUUCAACAAGCAGCACAGAAAACAGAAGAACAAGAUAAGCUGGACACUGAUACUCGAAUAAAGUCCUUGUGCAGCGCGACGAGCUUACGCGUCAGAGGCACAUACACGUACAAUGGGCGGGUGGGUGACUACAAAAACGUGGCAAAAAAGGUGAUGUAGAGUAUACGAUGAAUGAUAUGUCCGUCUGUCCGUCCGUGCGUGGAGUGAAAACAAGUAUAUCAAGCACGAUGAGAAGAAUGAACACAACGAAGCCGAAAAGGGGGGUGGGCAGUCUAGCUUAACUCGAGUCGAGAUCUGGAGCCGAGCGCUACCGCCGCCGCACAGACGUAGGCGUGCCCGACCGCGCAGUGAGCGGCGUCCCCGGAUCCGCAUCGUCAUACUCCGUAUCCUCGCCACUAUCGUCCUCGCUCUCGGCUGUGUUAUAUCCUCCGUGAUGACCAUGACCGUGGCCGUGGAAGCUCUGCUCCGCCGUCGCAAACGAGCUGACCGAGUUGGCCGUGCUCGCGCGCGACGCCGCCCUCAUCUGGGGCUCGAAAUCCGGGUUCCGGCGGGUGCUCGCGUUGGCGUUGGCGUUGGCACUGACAUUGCCCGUCUUUAACGCCCCGAACUCGAGCGGACUUGGCAAGCCGUUGUGAGCCACGGUCCUGACGGACCGUGUCGACAGUGGACGAGCGGGCUCUGUCGUGCGCUGCGGGAACGCGGAGCGCGUCGAGGUGAUGGAUGAGUUGCGUUCGGGGAAGUUCGUGUUAACGUAUGAAGGCGUGGGUCCAGGUACAUGUGCGGAUGGGGGCGGGGCGAUUGCAGGAGGGGAGGAUGAUGCAGGACGGCCAAUGAUGGUGGUCCGGCGCGAGGGGCUCGAGGUCUCAGCUACAGGAGAAGGGGACGAAGCGAUGAUGGUAGUCCGUCGGGACGGCGAAGCAGGCGAGGGAGCAAUGAUAGUCGCCCGCCGGGAAGGGGAGGUGAUGUCGGAAGCGGCGAUGGACGCAGUCGAGCGGUGCGACGGCGCAUGAGCGAGCGACUUGGCGAUCGAGUUCGUCGACAUGGUCGACAUCCGACGCGCGACAGGGUCAGCGCUGUCGUCGCUGAUGCUAUUAAGCCGGGUCACCAUCGAGCGGACGGAGCUAUUCCGCUGCACGGGCGAGGUCGGGUUCGAAUUUGAAGGUGACAUGCCCUCGGCGACACGCACGCUCUCGACAGGUGACAGUGGUGCAAAGGGAGGAAGAAUUGGCGGACCGAACGCGAGGUCUGAAUCAGCGCCCGACUCUUCCUGCUGCUGCGAGCUCGAAGCUGCAACCUCAACUGGCUCCUGCACCGGGCUCUCGACCACCACUGUCUCCCCAUUCUCUCCUGCCUCCUGCCCCUCCCCACCCGCGCGCUCCUCAUCCUCCUCCCCCUCAAAUGGCGGCGGCGGCACGACAUUCACCCGACUCGCCGAAUACGCAACCGCAUCAGGCCCAUACGGCACCCCAAACUUAUCCAGCGCCUCCCGGCUCGUAAUCAGCUUCACCUGCUCGGCCGUCAACAGCCCGCCCUUCGGCGCAUAAAACUCGCUCCGCCGCGCCGUGUGCGUGAGCGGGGCCGAGAUCGAGUUGAGCGAGAUCAUGGAGGGCGACGUCAUCUGCGCCGCGUGCGAGUGCGAGAGCGCGGAUAUGCUCGAGUUGGACGCGGGGUGGCGCAGCGUGCGCAGGGCCUGUGAGAGGCCGCGCGAGUGGCCCCGGCGGUGUUGGCCGGAGGGUCGUGGGUGGGGGUCAUGCGAUAAAGAUGAGGUCGUGGCGGUGGUCGCGUUCGAGAGGUUGCGCGAGUGCCCACGGUCGACGGAGAGGUUGUUGUUGUGUCCAGCAGCAGGAGUGAUGACAUUGGCCUCGAGGUCGGAGGGGAUGGGAUUCUGAUCUGAUCGCGGGACAGCAGCGGCGUUCGAGAACGGGUUCAGACGGCUAAGGAGCCCCGAGCCGCGCGAGCGGCGAUCGCGCACUGUCGCGUCCGCAUGGUCAGCAGUAGAGCCACGGCCGGAUACCGCCGCUUGUUGAAGCGCACGCGAGACCGAGAUGCGUCGCUGCGGCUCUUCGUCAUUCAGGUUGACAGACGAGAACUGGUUCAAAUUGUCCGACGACAUCGCCUCCAUGUACGACGGCGCGUCCCCGCGCGGAUCGGCCGUGUCCGCCGACAGAUUCGCCUGAUGUCCGCGCGGUCGGUCGCCGGGCUGCAGAGAAGAGGCAGUUUCGUGCGACGCCGCAGAGCUGUCCGUCGUGCUUUCCACGCUUUCAUUGGUUGGGAUCGUGCGAAGGAGGUGCGUCGUCGACGCCAUGGGCAGCGUAUCGGCCGUCGCGUGUGUCUCGACGCGGUGCAGCGCCAUAGCCUCGUCUGUCACGUCCACCUCGUCGUCUUCGUCGUCCAUAUCCAUCG
Molecule: messenger RNA, 4583 nt
Organism: Coniophora puteana RWD-64-598 SS2
Lineage: Eukaryota; Fungi; Basidiomycota; Agaricomycetes; Boletales; Coniophoraceae
Exons: 3
Coding region: 1-2046 (681 amino acids)
Source: RefSeq, a predicted model, not a curated record